AUGGCCCGUGCCCGGCAGCAGCACGAGGAGGCAGUGCGGGCCUUCGAGCAGAAGCGCACCCAGCGAGAGCUGGCGGUGCCCACUGGGGACGUGCAGGUCAAGGCCAAGCUCCGGGAGUUUGGUGAGCCGGUGUGCAUCUUCGGCGAGGGCCCCUAUGAGCGCAGGGACCGCUUGCGGACCAUCAUGGCGGGCCGUACUGCUCCGACCUUGGACGCGAAGAGGCAGGAGUCCACUGGGGACGAGGACCUUUUCUACACGGAGGGCUUGGAGGAGCUGCUGGAGGCUCGCGUGAAGAUCGCAGAAUGGUCGCUGGCUGAGAGCGGGGCACGGCUGUUUUUGGUUGAGAAAGCAUGUUUUGCGAACUUUCUGCUAGUUCUUCAGAGGUUCUUGGAUUCUGAUUCGGGGAUCCUCGUCCCUCCUGAGGCUUCUGUGGCCUACUUCCUUCCUCCUCCCUUGGACUUUGGACUUCCCUCAUCCUUCGAGGGCAUCCACUGGAUUUCCUUCGGCCUGGGAUUGGCCUGUGGGAUCCUUGCCGGGCCUCUGCUGGACUUCCUGCUUCUGCUGAGGUUGCUCAUUGUGCGCUCGACGCACCAGGCCAGCCGGUUGGAAAUUCGUGAGUUGCGAGCUUUGUUGGAGAGUUUGGAACUUCGGGUGGCUGCUUUGGAAGUGACCGCGACAGCGUACCCCACGUUGUAG
Symbiodinium sp. CCMP2592 is the source of this 696-nucleotide messenger RNA. NCBI's taxonomy places the organism in Eukaryota, Dinophyceae, Suessiales, Symbiodiniaceae. The record is from the annotation of a GenBank genome assembly.